Messenger RNA from Zalophus californianus (California sea lion), 3671 nucleotides. RefSeq names its product interferon induced protein with tetratricopeptide repeats 5 (gene IFIT5). Gene Ontology annotation, biological process: defense response to virus. The record is from RefSeq and is a predicted model, not a curated record. Gene Ontology annotation, molecular function: RNA binding; protein binding. NCBI's taxonomy places the organism in Eukaryota, Metazoa, Chordata, Mammalia, Carnivora, Otariidae. The transcript is spliced from 3 exons. The coding region runs from base 649 to 2100 and encodes 483 amino acids. Gene Ontology annotation, cellular component: cytosol.
AGCUUAGGAUGCAGAAAGCUGGAAAGAGCAUCGCUGCCACCCUUACAACAAAAAUAACGCUGAACAAUCUCCUGUCGUUUUAUUUAAAAAUAAAUAAAUGAAGUUGCUCGAGCGCCACGCAGGCUUAGCGAGACAGGUGAGAGCCCGGGCCAGAGUCCAGAGGGCCAGCUGCAAAUUCCAAACAGAACCACCCAGAGCUCUGUAAACGUGCACGCCCCCCCCCCCCCCCCGGGGGAGCUUCUCAGCCGGGCCGGGGCCCCACUCAGCUCUUGCAGAAGUUUCCGUUUCCUGGAGCUGGACUCCGCCUAGUCCGAGAUCAGAUUCACUUUCCAGCUCCCUUUUCCCGCUCUGGUCCUGCGUUUAACAAAGCCAACGCCUGGGCUGCGACCUCGCGCCGCCGACGCCCCGCGGGAAGCGCCCACCGCCCAACCGCACUCCCCGCGCACGCGCAAAAGCCCGCCCGCGCGCGCGCCCCGCCGCUCCGCAGGCCGGGAUCCCAGUCCUGAGGAGAAAGCCCGAGGGGACUGCCCGCAGCGCCCAACCACCAUGAGUUUCAGAGAUAGUGUUUCCAGUGUGCCCUGCAGAGAUUACACUAUGCCUUGCACAAAGGGAGCUCAACAAAUAUUUGUGAAGUGAAUUUUAAGAGCAAUGAUAAGUGAAAUUCCUAAGGACUCCUUGAAGGCCAUUCUGUUGGAGUUAGAAUGUCACUUUACAUGGAAUUUACUUAAGGAAGACAUUGAUCUGUUUGAUGUGGAAGAUACAAUUGGUCAACAGCUUGAAUUUCUUACUACAAAAUCCAGACUCACUCUUUAUAACUUAUUGGCCUAUGUGAAACACCUGAAAGGCCAAAAUAAAGAUGCUCUAGAGUGCCUGGAACAAGCAGAAGAAAUAAUCCAUCAAGAACACUCAGACAAAGAGGAAAUACGAAGUCUGGUCACUUGGGGAAACUAUGCCUGGGUAUAUUAUCACCUGGACCAGCUCAAAGAAUCUCAGAAGUAUAUAGACAAGAUAGGGAAUGUUUGCAAGAAAUUGUCCAGUCCUUCUAACUACAAGUUGGAGCGUCCUGAGAUUGACUGUGAAAAAGGGUGGGCACUCUUGAAAUUUGGAGGAAAGUAUUACCAAAAGGCUAAAGUGGCUUUUGAGAAGGCUUUGGAAGCUGAACCUGAUAAUCCAGAAUUUAACAUCGGCUAUGCCAUCACAGUGUAUCGGCUGGAUGAUUCUGACAGAGAAGGGUCUAUAAAGAGCUUUUCCCUGGGCCCUCUGAGGAAAGCUGUUACCUUGAACCCAGAUAACUCCUACAUUAAGGUUUUUCUGGCACUAAAGCUUCAAGAUGUACAUGCAGAAGCUGAAGGGGAAAGGUAUAUUGAAGAAAUCCUGGACCAGAUAUCAUCCCAACCAUAUGUCCUUCGUUAUGCAGCCAAAUUCUACAGGAGAAAAAAUUCCUGGGACAAAGCUCUGGAACUUUUGAAAAAGGCCUUGGAGGUGACACCAACCUCUUCUUUCCUGCAUCACCAGAUGGGACUUUGCUAUAGGGCACAAAUGAUCCAAAUCAAGAAGGUCACACGCAACAGACCUAAAGGAAAGGAUAAACUGAAAGUUGAUGAGCUGAUUACAUCUGCUAUCUUUCAUUUCAAAGCAGCUGUGGAAAAGGACUCUAUGUUUGCAUUUGCCUACACGGAUCUGGCCAACAUGUAUGCUGAGGGAGGCCAGUAUAGCAAUGCUGAAGACGUUUUCCAGAAAGCUCUUCGUCUGGAGAACAUAACUGAUGAUCACAAACAUCAGAUCCAUUAUCACUAUGGCCGCUUUCAGGAAUUUCACCGUAAAUCAGAAAGUACUGCUAUCCACCAUUAUUUGGAAGCCUUAAAGGUCAAAGACCGGUCAUCCCUACGCACCAAAUUGACAAGUGCUCUGAAAAAAUUGGCUGUCAAGAGACUCGGCCACAAUGCUUCAGAUGUGCAGAGUUUAAGUGCCCUAGGGUUUGUUUACAAGCUGGAAGGAGAAAAGAGGCAAGCUGCUGAGUACUAUGAGAGGGCCCAAAAGGUAGACCCAGAAAAUGAAGAAUUCCUUACUGCUCUCUGUGAGCUUCGACUUUCUAUUUAAACACAUACUCUAGGAAAUUAGUUCUAAGCUUUCCUCUCCAUUUUGGGUCAUUAUAUUUUUUUUGUUUAUUAUUUUAAUUCAUUGUUCAUUAUAGAGCCCAUUUUUUGAAUGGUUAUGUACCAAGUAUCAUGCUAAAUACUUCAUAUAUACAUAAUAAUGAAUCUUUUGCUGUUUUCUUUUUUUUAAAAUUAAUAUAAUCCAUUGAGAAAUAAACAUUUCAGCUAUUGUAACUUUUAAAAAUAGUAUGGCCAUUAUGACUUUAUACUCUUUAUCUCUGCCAUUUAUAAUAAUUUUCAAUUAAAUUUUGUCAAAUUUUCCAUAUUACUCACAUAGUAUAAUUCUGCAUAAACCCUGACAGCUAGGUCAGGAAUGCUCUUUCAGGAAUGCAAAAUUAUAUUAGUUAAGCUCUUAACUAUGUAGCUUGCAAAAGAUGGACCCUUCCAGUUACAGAUGUUUUAACUUUGAUGAGAAUAUUUAACCAUCAACCUGACCUAAAGAAUCCUCUUUGUUGAAAGAAAAAAGUUCAUAAUAAAAAGCUUGUCAUCUGUGGUGACUUCAAUAAAAGGAGAAAAAACUAGAAUAGGAAAAAAAAAAAGAUUUCUUCAAAUACAGAACUUAAGGGACCCAUGAGAAAUCACAAGUAUUAUCUCCCAAAAUGUUCAUUAAGUAGCUAGAAAUAGUUGUGAGGAAAAAAAAGAAUAAUGGAAAACCCCAUGUCUGAUGUUUCUCUGGUUCUUUUAUAACAAGAAGAACCUAAACUAAUCUAGAUGAAAUUAAUUUUAUUCCUUCCCAUUAAAAUUCCAGUAUGUUUAGGUUAAACUCAUUGAGGUAGAAAACCCAGUUGAGAAAUUGGGAGAAAUGAUAAACAAAUGGGUAAAAUAGAUAUCCCUAACCUAUGUCCCUAGAUUACCAAGAUUUCUAUGAUUUGGUGUUUGUUUUUGAAAACAACUGGAUUGUUUUCGUACUCCCAGUUUCUGGCCUUUAGUAUUCCAAAGUUACUUCUGUGAAGCUUUUUCUUUUGUCUAAAGUUUUCAGAUUGACAUGUUUUCCUAUAGAUCCUACAGGAAUAGUUAAGCCCUGCUUUCAGUUUCAAUAUCCGUCUUGAAGGGUCACUGUUUAAGGGCUCUUAUCCCAGGGGACAUUUUUAAUUGGGAUGUUGCUAAAAGUAGCUUCUCUAAUGUUUCUUUGAUUAUGUACUACACAAUUAUAUUUACCACCACAGUAUUAGUGGAAAAGUGUGCCAUGUGAUUUAAUUCUCCAUACCUCUAAUGUAGCUCUUAAAACUACUGUAUACAUGUUUGUGUGUUUUUUACUUUUUGUUACUUUUUUAAAAAAAUUUUUCUAUUAUGAUUGUGAUUAUUAUAAAAGUAAUGAAUUCUCAUUGUAAAAUUUCAAACAUAACAGAAGCAUAUGAGUUUAAAAGAGCAUCCCCCUCACCCUUCCCUAAUUCUACACCCCCAUGGUAACCUGUUAACAAUUUAAUAUGUAUCCUUCUAGAUAUUUUUUCUAUGCAUAUUCAAACAUACAUCCAUACUGCAAUGUAUUUCAUAAAUUAAAUUUUAAAAAUGUUU